UCAAUCAGGAGAGAUUUUUACUCCAGAUUUUGUUUCCCUUUAAAACGUUAACUAAAUUCCCUACGCACAUUUACACGACAGCACUGGUUGUGUCUCGUGGCAAUAUCGUAACUGUUAACCAAAAUGAACUUAACAUUUAAAUAUUUAUGUUUUUUCUGUAUUUUCGCUUUUGCGAAUGCCGGUGGACCAACUCUAGUAUUGCUUGAUAACCUUGCAAUCAAAGAAACACAUUCCAUAUUUUUCAGAACGUUACAAGAUGGUGGAUAUAGUUUAACAUUUAAAUUAGCUGAUGAUGCUAGUUUACAACUUUCAAAGUAUGGAGAAUAUUUGUAUCAGCACUUAAUUAUUUUCGCACCAUCCAUAGAAGAAUUCGGUGGUGCUUUAAGCGUAGACGUUAUUACAGACUUUAUCGAUGGAGGUGGAAAUGUACUGGUUGCAGGAUCCUCUCAGUCAGGAGAUGCAUUACGUGAACUGGCAUCAGAAUGUGGUUUCGAAAUUGAUGAAGAAGGAGCUUCUGUUAUUGAUCAUAUGAAUUAUGAUGUUUCAGACAGUGGCUAUCAUACUAUGAUAGUAGCAAAUCCGACCAACUUAAUAGAUGCUUCUGUUAUCGUAGGAAGUAAAAAUAUUCCUCCAUUAUUAUAUGAAGGAACUGGAUUAAUAGCAGAUGCUAACAAUCCUUUACUACUACGUUUAUUAACUGCAGCUAAUUCUGCUUAUUCUUAUAAUCCUUACAAUCCAAUCAAAGAAUAUCCUCAUGCUGUUGGUAAAAAUACUUUAUUAAUCGGAGCUUUGCAAGCUAGAAAUAAUGCUAGAGUAUUAUUCUCUGGUUCGCUCUUCUUCUUUAGCGAUGAAGCAUUUACCAAAUCAGUUCAAAAAGUACAAGGUGAUAAAAAAUAUGAAAAAUCAGGAAAUGAAGCAGUAGCUAAAGCUAUGACUAAAUGGGUCUUUAAAGAAAAUGGAGUAAUACGAGUUUCUGCUGUUCACCAUCAUAGAGUUGGAGAAAUACAACCACCUCCAGCCUAUACAGUAAAAGAUGAUGUUGUGUAUUCCAUUGAUGUAGAAAAACUAUCUGGUGAUAAAUGGGUUCCUUAUGAAACUAACGACCUACAAUUGGAAUUUGUGCGAAUUGAUCCGUUCAUUCGCAUGACCAUGAAGCCAACCGGCAAAGGGCACUAUGAAGCAAGAUUUAAGAUUCCUGAUGUAUACGGAGUAUAUCAAUUUAAAGUUGAUUAUACUCGCAUGGGUUUGACACAUUUAUACAGUACGACUCAAGUGUCUGUUCGUCCUUUACAGCAUACACAAUAUGAACGUUUUAUUCCAAGUGCAUUCCCAUACUAUGUCAGCGCUUUUUCAAUGAUGGGAGGUGUAUUUCUAUUUUCUUUAGUAUUUUUGCAUUAUCGAGAAGAUACAAAAACUAAGUCUGAGUAAUUUAAUUAAUGAAUAAAUCGAAAUCACAAUGAUAGAGAGACACUUUAUAAUAUUACAACAUAAAGUCAAAUAAAUUGUUAUAGAUAUUUUUUACUGUAUACAAUUGUAUUGUAAAAGAAUUAUCUUUUUUUACACCUACUAUGUAAAUUAUAAUAUUUAAUGUUAUUAAUAUUGGAAAGUUUUGUGAGUUAAACUUGUAAUGUUGUAAAAUAGAUCGUAUGUACUAAUGAAAUGAACAAAGUUAUUAAAGUAACAUAAAUUUUAAUAUAUGGGCACUAAUACGGUAAACCUCUUUUUUCUAUGCAAUGUGAAAUAAUUAAAUUCAUUAUACUUGUAUCACAUUGAUAUUGUGAAUAAAACAAAAUGUCACUCAA
Molecule: messenger RNA, 1802 nt
Organism: Polistes dominula (European paper wasp)
Lineage: Eukaryota; Metazoa; Arthropoda; Insecta; Hymenoptera; Vespidae
Gene: Ost48
Product: dolichyl-diphosphooligosaccharide--protein glycosyltransferase non-catalytic subunit Ost48
Cellular component (GO): oligosaccharyltransferase complex; endoplasmic reticulum membrane
Source: RefSeq, a predicted model, not a curated record